Oenanthe melanoleuca is the source of this 9875-nucleotide messenger RNA. RefSeq names its product programmed cell death 11 (gene PDCD11). The record is from RefSeq and is a predicted model, not a curated record. Gene Ontology annotation, molecular function: protein binding; RNA binding. The transcript has 36 exons. Gene Ontology annotation, cellular component: nucleus; nucleolus; small-subunit processome. Gene Ontology annotation, biological process: rRNA processing. The coding region runs from base 204 to 5705 and encodes 1833 amino acids. Lineage: Eukaryota; Metazoa; Chordata; Aves; Passeriformes; Muscicapidae.
CGCGCCGCUUCCGCCCGGCGCCGCGUGCGCCUCCCGCCGCCGGAACCUUCCCCAUCCUCAUCCCGAUCCCGGGAACGCUCCCGGUCCCGAUCCCGAUCCCCAUCCCGGGAACGCUCCCGGUCCCGAUUCCCAUCCCGGGAACGCUCCCGGUCCCGCGCUCCCCCCUGGCAGCGGCCCCGGGCAGGGCCUCCCAGAGUGCAAGCAUGGCAUCCAUGGAAGAAAACUUUCCUCGAGGGGGCAUCCAGAAGAAACCUGCAGAGGGAAAAACACCCAAGCCAAAGUUAGAGAGGGACAAUUUGUUUGAUGUUCAGCAUGAAGAAAAAUCCCAGAAAAGAAAAAGAAGCCAGAAGGAUCAAGGAAAGCAGCAGGAAAGCAAGAAAAGGUUCAAGGCAGACAAAGAAGCUGCUGCUAAAGACAAUGUUAUGAAUAUUGGACCACUCACAAUUGAGGCGCUCAGUGAGGGGAUGCUGCUCCUUGGCUGUAUAAAAGAGGUCACUGACUAUGAGCUCGCCAUCAGUUUGCCCAGCGGCCUCUCUGGAUUUGUGCCAGUCACGCAGAUCAGCGAUGCCUACAGCAAACUGCUGACCAAGCAGGUGGCCCAAGGAGAACUCCUGGAGGAGUUGAAUUCGCUCCCAGACCUGUUUUCUCCAGGGACACUGGUCAGGUGCAUCGUGACCAGUGUUGAGAAAAGUGAUGAUGGACGUCGCAGUGUCAAGUUAUCCAUUGACCCCAAGAAGGUCAACAAAGGCCUGAACUCUACAGCACUAGCAGCAGGCAUGCUGCUCUCUGGCUCUGUGAUGAGCAUGGAAGACCAUGGCUACCUCAUAGAUAUUGGUGUCACUGGAACUCAUGCUUUCCUGCCCCAUCAGAAAGCCAAAACUUACAUCAAAGCACUGAAGAAAGGGCCUGACUUGAAAAUAGGUCAGAACCUGAACUGCCUCAUUGUGGAAGUGAAGAAUGAGGGCAGGGUGGUCUGUUUGUCCAUUGACCGAUCGGAGGUGGCUGCAUCCAUUGCCACAGAGCGACAGAACUGGACACUCUCUAAUUUAUUGCCAGGGCUGGUGGUGAAAGCUCGAGUGCAGAAGCUGGCCCCACUUGGGAUGAAGCUGACAUUUCUGUCUUACUUCACUGGCAUUGUGGAUUUCAUGCACAUGGACCCAGAGAAAUCCAUGAGCUAUUCUCAAGAUCAAGUGGUGAGGGCCUGUGUGCUGUCUGUGCACCCCACGUCGCGGGCGGUGCGGCUCUCGCUGCUCCCGCCCUUCCUGCACGCGGGGGGAGCCCCCCGGCAGCUCCCCGGGCAGCGCCUGGGGGCAGUGCUGGAGGAGGCCACGGUCAAAGUCUUCUACAAACAGUUUGGGGCUGUCUUUGAGCUGGAUGAUGGCACUUUUGCAUUUGCACGGUUGAAACAUCUUUCAAAAACCAGAAAAUCCUUCAAACCUGGGGCAUUUAAGGAAGGCUGCAAACAUAAAUGUCGGAUCAUUGACUACAGCCUGAUGGAUGAGAUGUGUAUUGUAUCUCUGAAGCAUCAGAUCAUUGAAGCAAGGUUUCUGCAAUACCAGGAUAUCCACAUGGGUGAUGUGGUGCAGGGCAAAGUGCUCUCUCUAAAACCCAUUGGGAUGCAGGUGAAAGUGGCUGAUGGGAUUAGAGGACUUGUGCCAUCCAUCCAUCUCUCUGAUGUGAUCCUGAAGCAGCCUGAGAAGAAGUACAACAUAGGAGAUGAAGUCAAGUGUCGGGUGCUAGAGUGCAAUCCUGAAGGAAAGAAGCUGAUCCUUACUCUAAAGAAAAGUCUCGUCCAAUCAAAGCUUCCAAUCCUCUCAAAUUAUGAAGAUGCAAAACCAGGGUUGAUCACACAUGGCUUUGUAGUGUGUGCAAGGGAGUUUGGUUGCAUUGUGAAGUUCUACAAUGAUGUCAAAGGUCUGGUACCCAAGAAUGAGCUGGCCUCAGAACCCAUAUCUUGUCCAGAUAAAGUCUUCUAUGAAGGCCAGGUUCUUAAAGUAAUGGUCUUAAAAUGUGAGCCUCAGCAGGAAAGGCUCUUGUUGUCCUUCAAAUUAUCAAGCAAGCCUGGCCCUGAGGACAAGUGGAAAUGUACUCCAAAGGAGAAACAGGAAGUGAAAUACCAAAUAGGAGAGAUAGUUGAUGUGAAAAUCCUCAAGAAGAAAGAUAAUGGGUUAGAAGUUUCCAUCUUAGAAGAUGAAGAUAAUGUGAUAGCCUGGAUCCCUAUGCUGCACCUCUCUGACUUUGUUGCUACCUCCAAGCUCCUGUGGCACUGUCUUCAAGAGGGAGAUGUCCUGCCCAGAGUUAUGUAUCUAAGUGACAAGGGAGAGCACAUUAUCUUGAGUAGAAAGUCUGCAGUGAUUUCUGCUGUACAGGAGGAGCAAGUUGUGAGAAGCUUCUCUGAAAUCCAGCCUGGCAUGCUGUUGACUGGUUAUGUGAGGAAUGUGAUGCCCUUUGGAGUGUUUGUGGAGUUCCCUUUUGGUGUGACAGGACUAGCACCUAAAGUGAGCAUGAGUGAUAAGUUUGUGACAGACACCAAGGACCACUUUGUGGUGGGACAGACUGUGAUUGCAAAGGUGAUGAGCAUUGAUGAGGAGAAGCAGCGUGUGCUCCUCAAUCUGAAGGUGUCUGAGUGCAGCUCAGGAGAUUCUGCUGCAGAGAGCUUUGCCCUCCUGAAUCAAUAUUUCAAGGAGCUGAAAGGAAUCAGGGACUUGUUGAAAAGAGGAGAGCCCAGCAAUUGUGAGUUGGUGCCUGGGAAGAGGGUGCAUCUGGUCGUGCAGGAUGUGAGGGAGGAUGGCUCAGCACUGUUCAGUGGCUGCUCUGCCACAGGCUGGACUGUAACUGCCACCUGCUACCAUUUGGGAGGUAAAAAUAUUGCUCGUGGUGAGAAAAGGAAGGCGUUGGUUCUUCAUGUGGAUGCCCUCAAAUCUGAGGUGUAUGUGUCUCUUCGGGAAGAGCUGCUAGAGCAAAGACCCAGGCGACAGCUCCGGGAGAACUCGCAGCACUCUGCGGUGGUGCAGCACAUCACAGAGCACUUUGCCAUGGUGUCUCUGCUGCAAACAGCCCAGCUGGCAGCUGUCCCCAUCGCCUGCCACUUCAACGACACCUUCCGCUUCGACUCGGAGAAACUGAGCGUGGGACGGACAAUCUCUGUCACCCUAAAAGCAGUGAAGAAGAACCACCACGGAGUCCUGCUAGCAGUACAAGGCUCAGCCAAGAAGAAUGUGUUUGUAAGGGUGCGGAACGAGUCAGAGACAGCACUAGAGGAGAUGCUUCCUGCUCUGAAACACUCACUGUCCACGGGGAACCUUGUUACUGGUACUGUUAAAUCUGUCAAACCCACCCACGUCACUGUUGCUAUUGAUGACAAGCUGAUAGGUUCAAUCCAUGCAUCCCGGAUUCUGGAUGAAGUGCCCAUAGGCUCUUUUCCAACUUCUACUCUGAAAACUGGACAGAAAGUGACUGCUCGAGUCAUUGGAGGCAGAGAUGUGAAUACUCACAGGUGCCUGCCAAUCACCCAUCCACACUUCAAACAAUCCAUUCCAGAGCUCAGCAUUCGACCAAGUGAAAAAGAAGGGGAAUUCACAGCAAUGCUGAACCUUAAAGAAGAAAGUUCCCUCAAGGAACUCUACAGUGUUGGGCAGACAGUCACCUGUUUUGUUAAGAAGUAUAACAUGCUCAAAAAUUGGCUGGAGGUAGAAGUCGGCCCCGACAUUCGAGGAAGAGUUCCUCACCUGCUGCUGUCUAUGAACACCAAGGUCUUAAAACAUCCAGAAAAGACUUUUAAAAAUGGCCAGGCAAUAUCAGCUACAGUGACUGGAACAGAUGCCACUGGAACAAACCUCUGCUUGUCAGUCACAGGAAUUCAGUCACUGGAGCAGGGUACCAUCACUGUAGGCAUGGUAAUAAAGGUGACUCCACACACUGGCUUGACCAUUGCACUGCCAGGUGGGAAGACUGGCAAAGUCAGCAUCUUUCACUUGAAUGAUACUUACAUAGAGGAUCCUCUGGGGAACUUCAAAGCUGGCAAGAUUGUCAGGUGUUACAUCCUCUCCAAUGAGAAUGGUAAAAUCCAGUUAUCUCUCCGGCAAUCCCGGCUAAAUCCAAAGAUAAACAGUAAAGUGGAGGAUAUUGAAAUAACAAGCAUUAAGGAUGUUAAAAAAGGCCAGCUAGUGAGAGGUUAUGUCAAAUCAAUCACUCCAUCAGGUGUAUUCUUUGGAUUGUCCACUUCUCUCCUGGGCCGGAUCCUGUUCCAGAAUGUUUCACCAUACUUUGUACAGGAACACUCCUUAUAUGAAAAAUACCUGCCUGAAGGAAAACUGCUCACUGCCAAAGUACUUGAGGUAAAUAGAAAAGAAAAGUAUAUUGAGCUCUCUCUCCUGCCUGAGGACACUGGGAUGCCAAGUGUCUUGCCUGAAUCCCUAGGCCUACCACAAUAUGGAGCAGAAGAAGAGAAAAGAGAGGCAGAUAAUGAGGAAAAAAGAGAAGAGCCUAAGCUGAAGAAAAAAAGAAGAGGAAACAAUGAAAAUCAUCAGGAGGCAAAGCCAAAGAAGAGGAAGAUCUGCCCAGCAGAUGAAAAUGACAGUGGAAUUGAGGUGUAUUACCGUGAGGAGGAAGAGGAUGACCAGGAGGAAGAGGCAAAUAAAAAGAAAACUAAGGUAAAGAAGCCUGGUGAAGCUCCCAGGCUGCAAGUUUCCAUGGGCUUCACCUGGGAUGAAGACAAUGCAAUGGAUAUACCUGUGCUGGAUCAGAAGGAAGAGAGCUCAGAGAGCGAGGAGGAGGAGGACAUGCAGUCCAAGUUAAAGAAACGAACAAAGAAAGAGAAGGAGCUGGAGAAGCAGAAGGAGGAGAAGGAGCUUUGCAAAGUAGAGGCAGCUCUGAUGGACCCGAGUCGGCAGCCCCAGUCAGCAGAUGACUUCGACCGCCUGGUGCUGGGCAGUCCCAACAGCUCCAUCCUCUGGCUGCAGUACAUGGCUUUCCACCUCCAGGCUACAGAGAUUGAGAAGGCCAGAGCUGUGGCAGAGAGAGCACUUAAAACAAUCAGUUUCAGGGAAGAACAGGAGAAGCUGAAUGUCUGGGUAGCUCUGCUGAAUUUGGAGAACAUGUAUGGUACUGAGGAGACACUGAUGAAAGUCUUUGAGAGAGCAGUUCAAUACAAUGAACCUCUGAAAGUCUUCCAGCAUCUGUGUGACAUCUAUGCCAGUUCUGAGAAGUACAAGCAAGCAGAAGAAUUGUACCAAACAAUGCUGAAGCGUUUUCGUCAGGAGAAGUCCGUGUGGCUGAAAUAUGCCUCUUUCCUCCUGAAGCAAGGCCAGGCUGAGGCUACACACAGGCUUCUGGAGCGUGCUCUCAAGGCUCUGCCCACCAAAGAACAUGUGGAUGUCAUUUCAAGGUUUGCACAGCUGGAGUUCCAUUCUGGGGACACAGAACAUGCCAAGGCUCUCUUUGAGAGCACCCUCAGCAGCUAUCCCAAGCGGACAGACGUUUGGUCCAUCUACAUGGACAUCAUGAUCAAGCAUGGCAGCCAGAAGGAAAUACGAGAUAUCUUUGAGAGAGUCAUACACCUGAGCUUGGCACCAAAGAAGAUGAAAUUCUUCUUCAAACGCUACCUGGAUUAUGAGAAGAAAUUUGGUACAGCAGAAAGUGUCCUGGCUGUUAAAAGAGCAGCACUUGAGUAUGUGGAGACCAAGAGUUCCCUUGCUGACACCUAAGUGUGGUGCAAGUGAAAGCAGAGAGACUUGGCUUUUCAUGUGUGAAGUUCUGCUAUGACUGUUAUGGACAGUGAGUUUCUGGAGAGUAUUGGUCUGUGACCAAACCAGCUUGGAAUGAACAAUCAAUCAAAUGAAAAGAUUUGAUAAAUGUUUGCAGCUUUGUCCAGAUGUUACAAAUAAUGCUGGUCUGUUGAAGUGUUUUUAAAUAUAGACUGUUUUAUAAUCAAAGGAAACAUCAGCCGUACCUGUUUUACUUUCCUAGGGAAAUGGUGCAGUUAUGACACGCUGCUUUUAAGUACAGCAAUACCUUAUAAAUUGAUUUUUCUUACUGUUAAGAUGGCCAAGAAGAUUCUUGUCUUUUGAAUGAAUUAACACUUCAAAAAAUUUAUCUCAGGUGCCUUUGUGCUCUAGAAAUUGGCAGAGCAACACUGGAUUGUGGCAUAGUUGAAGCUGGAAGGAACCUCUUCUUGAUAAUCUUCAAGCUCCUGCUCAAAGCAGGGGUCAGCACGACUAGGUAGCUCAGGUGCACUCCCAGUUUGGUUUUGAUUUCUCCAAAAAUGGAGACUUCACAACCUCUCUGGGCAACCAUCUGUUGUAAAAAGUCGCUAGGGAUUGAUGACAGAAACAGUGAUUUUCAUUAGUCAUUGUCUCUUAAGAGAAAUCACUGAAGUCAAAGAAAAAAAGUGGUUUUUUCUGUGCUGAAAAACGUUAUCCCAAACUACUGCUUAGAAAAAGCCAGGUAUUUUGGGUAUUUAAAAAAGUUGUCACUGAUGUCGGUGCCUUAUGGUCCAUAUCCUUACAAUUCUGUAUUCGUCUAACUUUCCACUGAGAUGUGGAUAUGAUCAGCCAUAUGUUUUACAGAGGAAGAACUCGAGGCAAGGGGAAAACAGGGUAUGCAAACAGAUGUGAUUAUCCAUUGUAGACCCUAGCAAGUAGAUGCCCAGCUUUGAAAUACCAAACUUGAAGAGUCUUACUCAUUGGAGGCACUCUAAACUCAAAACCAUAGCUCUGCAGGAACCAGCUCUUCUGCCUUUGUGAAUGCCCAGUGUUGGAAAGGCUGCAUGAUUCAGCAUUUAUUUCAUUCCCAAGUCCUUUGGGAUCCAGAAACAAGUCAUUUCACUUCUUGCCCCCAGGAAGAGCAGGGUGCUGUACUCAGAGUUUGCUUAAUGGUCUUGUAGUGGAGGAAGCUGAUUGCAACAUCCAGUAGCAACUGCUGCUUUUUUUAAAGAACACUUCAAUGAUGGUGGCUCUUUCUCUUGGUUUAAUUAGUUGCAUAAUAGAACAUGUAAAUAAGCGUUGCAAUAGAAACCAAGAUCCCUCAGAGGUAUUGUUUAUUCUUCACUGCUGGGGCUAUUAAAGUCUGUAGUAGGCAGGAAAAGUGAAAAACCUGUGUGUAAUUCUCUGUGCUAGAGGAGCCUGGUUUGAACCCGUCUUGCUGCUGGGAGCUGUGACCUGUGGGCUGCUCUGUGAUGGGACUGUUGCUGGUCUUUGGAGGAAAAGCAGGGAAUGUGAGCUCAUAGCCUGUGUGAUCUAUCAUGCUGGGAGGAUAAUUGGCUCAAUUUCACUCUAGGCAUUUCAGUGAGAAAUCUAACCUGGCUGCUUGUGCUUGUGUGUAAAACUAUGUGGGUUAAUGUUCCUCACCUCAGCAUUGUCACUGGGGGACACUGCGUGACAGGAACAGCAGGGAUAUUCCUGAGGCUGUCUCAGUGAGGACUACACGUAGAGUGGCAGAGGAGAGGAGAAAAACCAAAUCUGCAAUUGCAAAUUUCUGAGUGUAGUGUCUUGCUCCACUCCUCACUGACAGCUGUCCACUCAAAAUUGCCUCUCCAACAAUGAGGGAAAAAAGACAAGCUGGACAAGCCCCAAGCCCAUCCCACAUGGAAAGAGAGUGGAUUUAAUGUAGGAGAGAGAGAAGGGAUGUAAAAAAGAAUAAAAGAUGAUUUGUGCUCAUGGUUUAUUCUUAGGAUAAAAAUCCAUUCUCAAGAAUUACGUGUCUUGCCCGUUUCCGGGGAAGAGAAGGAACCAGAGUGGAGGUAGUUCAAAGGAAUAAUUAGGACUAUCAAGGAGGAAGGCCAGGGAAAUAAAGGAAGUAAGAGGAACUGUGUUUCAGCAAGUUAUCCUGUGUCUGCUGGCUGUGUGGGGGUGGCGUGCACAUCUGCAUGUUCGCACUCGAGAGCCAGUGAGAAAUGCAAAUGAACUCCUUUCAUCUGAAGUUAAUGCAAUUUCAGUUAACUUCCAUCUGAUUAUUUCUGUGGAUUAGUUGAUGGUGAGGCUGAGAGCCAAGCCUUCCCACAAAAGCAAAUGCAAAGCAAAUCUGAUCCUGGGAUGCCUUGCCCAUUCAGCGGUGUUCCAGCCUCUUUAUGUGAGGGAAUAGCCUGCAGCUCUUUCUUGCAAGACACCAUACUUGUCAAAAGCUUUUUAAAUAAUUUUCUCUCCUUUGCUGCAAUUGUGUAUCCUGAUUUACAAGAUUUGUGCUCUCACUGCAAAAAUAACUAAAAAGCUGUAUUACUAACUUGUAAUAAGUGGUAAUGCUUUAAAACAUUCUAGAAUCGUCUGGAUAGGAGAGGAUCUGAAUCUUUAAUAGAAAGAAAAAAUAAGUUCCCAGUCCUUGAGUUCAAAGAGAAUGUUAAAUUAUGCCUUUUAUGCCCCCCUGAAAAAAACUCAGAAGGCAAUGAAAAAUAACUCUCAUUUAAUAAUGUAUUUCAAAUUUCCUUGUAAGCCCCUCUGAGUUCUGAGGGUUUGAGCUGUUUUUUUAACAACUUAAGGCUUUUUGGUAAAUGGCACAGUGUAAGAGGAAGUUGUACCUAUAACAAAACAGUUCAAGUAGGAAGAACAAACUUCUCUGUCCUGCCACCUCUUUGAAAAGUAUUGGGUACACAGGAUUGACCCUUGGGAGAAAAGGGACUGUGCAAUGCCAGAGGAGCAGCCUUGAAGCCAUAGUCACACAGUGUCUUGGUGAGGGCAGUAAUUUUACACCUUUCUGGUUUUGCUUUCCAAGAAUAUUGCCAAGUCCAUAAAAGAGACCUUCUGCUCCAGGGGCCAAUUAAGGCAGUGGAAAGUUUUAGAAAAUUCAGUGGUAGAUGGGUGGGGAGAGGGCUGCUCCCCAAUCCUGUUACUGCUGUUCCCUUGUUGCUCCAGGGCUGCAGUCCCAGUGCAGCAGAUGGGUGAAUGCAAUGUGCUCUUUGGGCUGGCAGCUUUCUCAUCCUCUUCCCUUCUGAGAAAGAUGCUCCAUAAUUACAACUGACUAACUACAGUUACACAGUAUAUACACUAUAUGUAUGCUUAUAUACACAUGUAUGUAAAGCCAAAUCUGGAUGAGGACUUCCUGCAGCUUGUAACCUAAACAAAGGACUCUCAUCCAAUGGUUGGAUGAGAAAUGCAAUGAGGUGCAGAGUGCUGUGGGUACUGAUUCCACUCAAUCUCCACCGUGCUACCUUGCCCCAAAGCUGUUCUGCUGAUGGUGCCUCCUUUGGGUGUAUAGACUCAUGGUGGCGACCAUUUGGGUUCAUCAGAAAUUGCCAGGCACUUCAGUAAGAACAAAGGGAGUUCGGUCUCUUACCCAAAUUUCAACUUGGUGAUUACAGAGUGCCUUUCUGAAUACCAGGCAUAUUGGUGAUUCCUCCUGCUUUAGUCUCUGUUAUUUGGAAUGUGGCUAUGUUACUGACCCAUUCCAUCCUAGAUGCUAUUGCAUCCUCCUUGCCCCAGGAAUUGUCUUGGCUUGCAACCAUCUGUUGAAACCAGGUUCUUUAUCUCUUCCACAAUCCAUCAUUAAGUCCCACUGCAUGACUGAUAAAAUUACAACAUCCCAUUGUGAGAUGCUCCAGCCAGGGGGAGGAGCCAAGCAUUUCCUACCUAGAUAAAGUCUGAGAUUUGGAACGUCAGGGCAGCCUUUUUCAACUGGAUUCCAGAGGAAAACCAGACCUUUCCACACCAUCACUGGACGUUCAGAGGAAAACUGCACCCUUCUACAGGAGCACUGCUCCAACUGAACCACAUCUGCCACUGCAGGAGGACUGCAGCCACCAUUUAAUGGGACUGCUAGCAACACCCUGACUGACUGAUGGGGUGUCAGGUUGUAUUCUAACUCUGCCAGUGUUUUGGUUUGUUCUUUGUAAUAUUGUAUUUCUAUUUUAAUUUUCCUAGUAAAGAACUGUUAUUCCUAUUCCCAUA